Messenger RNA from Salvia splendens (bonfire salvia), 1436 nucleotides. RefSeq lists its product as uncharacterized. Lineage: Eukaryota; Viridiplantae; Streptophyta; Magnoliopsida; Lamiales; Lamiaceae. The transcript has 5 exons. The record is from RefSeq and is a predicted model, not a curated record. The coding region runs from base 182 to 814 and encodes 210 amino acids.
UAUAGGGCAGUGACUUUCUCGGUUGGUUCUUCGAAAAUGCCAGUGACUUUCGCUCCUUUCUUUUUGUACGAUCAAAUUUACAUCUUCGGAUUCUCUCUUUCUAGAUCUACAGAUCUAUUCUAUCUCAAGGAAACCCUUUCUCAUCGAUCUCUCAAUUCUUCACUCAUGUUUACAUGUUUACAUGUUGGGAUUCUCUCUCAGAUCUACAAAUUAUUCAACCUCAGCUCAGCCUUUCAGGAGACAAUCUCUUACUAAUUUACAUCUCUGCUUUUAUUUGUAUCUACAAAUCUAUUCAAUCUCAGCUCACUUCACUAUGUCUUUGAGCAAAGUGGUGAAAAUGACAAGCUGGACUCUUACAAAGCUGGGGGGGUCAGUUUUGCCAAAGCUGGUGGAGUCAGUUUGGUCAAAGUGUGUGAAACUAACGACGGAUAAUGCAUGCAACAGCGCGAUAAGUAUUAAGGACUUUGAAUUCAAUCUAAAAGAUCUACAGAAAAACACGAAGAUAUUGGUUGCUAAGGCAUAUGAUGUUGAGGAGGAAAUCCAGUACUUAGAGCGUUCCGGUCGAAAGAAAAGGAAGCGUGAAGUUCGGCAGUGGUUGGAAGACGUCACGUCCAUUAAAAAGCAAGUUGUUGAGUUGGAGACUGAAGUGAAAUCCCAAGGAUUUAUUAUGAGAUUGACGGAUGGAGGGUUACCAGCUAAACUAAAUGAUGAUGUUGACAAGCUUGUUGUGCAAAGUCGGUAUUUUGGUGAUCUUGUCCUUAAUGUUUGUGGAAGUAGGCCGCGAGAUAGGUUACCAAGAAGAAAUUCUUUUUGAAGUUUUUCAUCAAACACUUGAGAGCAAAAGGCAAAGGAAGUGACAAACAAUGCUCAAGUGAACAUGAUGGAGCAGCGGACGGUUUGGACGGAAAUUAGAGAGAAAAGAAGGGUGAAGAAGCGGAAGAAGAAUGGGGAAGGACAUCAGCUGAGUACUGCGUGAGGCGAGCACAGCUGCUGCUCCGUAAUCAGCUCAUAACAGCGCCGGCGCCCCGCCAGAUUGGAAGCCAAGCGAAGUCGGCGACCCGUCGAUAAUGCACGCCCAAACCCCGUAGCCUCCUAGCGACUCGCUAAAUUGGGGCAGCGUGAAGCUGGCGAUCUGCGUAAUCCCAAAACACGCCCGGCGACCAACCAGGUUGGCUUCCACACGAAGCUGGCGACCCGCCGGCGUGGUACACAAAUUUCCCGUAGCUACCUGGCGACCAGCCAGGUUGGUCUUGAAGCGCCGGCGACUCGCCGGAGUUAUAUUUGAAUGGCAGUUGCGUGCAGUUUCUGGGGGAAUUGGGAGUAUUUAGAGCUUCAAAAUAAGAAGAAAAUUGUGGGGUGCAUUUGGAACACGGAAUUGGAAUUGGAAUUAUGUGGAAUUGGAUUGGGUGAAUUGAAUUAAUUCAAUUCUAAAUCCA